Mytilus trossulus (common blue mussel) is the source of this 2324-nucleotide messenger RNA. Its product is annotated as serum response factor-like. Bases 138 to 1436 code for a protein of 432 amino acids. NCBI's taxonomy places the organism in Eukaryota, Metazoa, Mollusca, Bivalvia, Mytilida, Mytilidae. The transcript has 8 exons. The record is from RefSeq and is a predicted model, not a curated record. Gene Ontology annotation, molecular function: protein dimerization activity; DNA-binding transcription factor activity, RNA polymerase II-specific; RNA polymerase II cis-regulatory region sequence-specific DNA binding. Gene Ontology annotation, biological process: positive regulation of transcription by RNA polymerase II.
UUAACCCCAUAUCCGUUUAUGGCAAAUCCACAGAAUAAGGGAAGUUGAUGCUGAUUUCUCCCAUUCUUGCGAAAGUCGAGUUCAAGUAAACACGUUUUGCCAAAACAAGAAAGAAAACUUGUUGUUUAAGGUUUGACAUGAUGAAUAACAACUCCCAUUCAAUUAAUCAACCAGCGUUUCCCACUAUUUCAGGUGGAACGGGUGUAUUACCGAAAAAUAUUACAACUUCAGGUGGUCUAGUGUACGAAAACAUUGAUCCGUCAAGUUUGGAACAGGGAUCAGAUUCCGAAGAUGGAUCAUACACUGGUGUCCAACUUGGAAAAAAGACCAGAGGUCGGGUUAAAAUUAAAAUGGAAUUCAUUGAAAAUAAGCUAAGACGAUACACGACUUUCAGUAAGCGUAAAACUGGAAUAAUGAAAAAGGCUUAUGAGCUAUCCACCCUAACUGGUACCCAAGUGAUGUUGCUGGUAGCUAGUGAAACAGGACAUGUUUACACAUUUGCAACAAGAAAGUUACAGCCGAUGAUAACAAGUGACAGUGGUAAAGCAUUGAUCCAAACCUGUCUGAAUUCCCCUGAUCCUCCACCCGGAAGUAAUAGUGCACCAAUGUCUAUUGAACAGAGAAUGAAUCCUACUGGAUUUGAAGAAACAGAAUUGUCAUAUGCAGUUAGUGAAGAAGAAAAUCUUAAGAAUGAGAACAACAACAAACCUGUGUACACAACUUCCAGUCAGGCGGAAUCGUCACCCUUACAUCAAUCCAUCGCACAGGAAGUUAUUCAGACAAUCCAGACAUCAUCUAGCUCACCCGCCCCCGUAACAGUCACAUCCACAGGAUUUUCUCAACAGGUCUCGCACAAACCAUCAAAUGUGGCAGUACAAAUUCCUGGUUUACCUCCGGGAACAGUUUUAGUUCCACCAGGGACACCUCUGAUUCCAAUUCAACAACAAAAUGGUCACACAGGGUUACAACAACAGGGACAAACAUUAUACCGCUUACCGAACUCAAAUCAGAUUGUUUCUAUACCAAAUGUAGGGACCAGCUUACAUCAACAGACAUUUGCAGACACAUCUCAUUCUAUUACAACAGCAUCCUCAUCAUCAACAGCACCUUCAUCAUCUAAUGUAUUACAGACAUUGAGUACACCUUCAGCUACGGCCAUGACACCUGGUGUUGUAAUGUAUCAGACACCACAAGGAAUCGUAUAUGCCCCUACAACAGCAACAUUACAAGAUCGACAAGUGUUUAACUUCCAACAGCCUGCUCAGCCAUUGUCAUUAUCUCAAAAUGAAGGGGGCCAGCAGUAUAUAACGAUACCGGUACCCGUGUCAAUGAAUGGCACCACACAGCUUGUACAGUUAGGAUCAGCUGAUUCACAACAACAAGCUCAGCAGGUUACAUUAUCACAGCCCAGUGCAGCUAAGAAAGUGCGAAAGUGAUCGUCUCUCCUUUGUGCUAAUGAUAUGAUGGUGCUUUGACCUUCAGUGAAGGUCGUCUUCCUAGUGACCCCAGUGUUUGUACUAGUUUAUGUAGAGUCACUUACCUGUCUUUUAAUGUUAGACUGGGUACCUGUCUUGUAAUGUUGGACUGGGUACCUGUCUUGUAAUUUUAGACUGGGUACCUGUCUUGUAAUGUUAGAAAGGGUACCUGCCUUUUUAUGUUAGACUGGGUACCUGUCUUGUAAUGUUAGACUGAUGGUAAAGAGGGAACAGUUUAAAGAUCCAUCCUCUCAUAUUGUAUUUUGAUUGGAUGGGGUCAGUAUGACUUUGAGUGUGAUUGUACUCAGUAGUUAGGUCCACAAAUGUACAUAUAUAUAGAUUGAUAAAAAGAAUUUGUCUUCUAUGGAAGCUAUAAGUUAUCUGUAUAGGACAUUGAUUUCAUAAAUUUAUUUUCAUUUCUCUCAUGAACAUAUUUUCGUCGAGCUCUAAAAUCCUUAAUUUUCUGGAUGAAUACAAAAUAUAAAUAUAUUAUACGUAAUCUAUCAUCAAAUGCAACAUACAAGUUUUAGUUUAAAGAAGUUAAAAACUAUGAAGCUUGCAUCACAUCUAUAGAAGUAAGAAAUUAAGUGUGCAUGUUCAUUAAAUUGUAAAUUUUUGAAAAUAUAUGCUGCAUUAAGUUUUUGACCAAUAUUUCAAGUUCUUUGAUUUUGUCAAUGGUGCAUAGAGUUUUAUGGGCACACAUUCUUGUUCAGUACAUGUAGUUAUGUUUGUAGACAAAAGUAAAGUAUAUUAAUGGUGUAUGAACAUUAAUUUCUUAAACAAUUUUAAAUUAUUUGCCUGGCAUGCUUCCAGUUUAGAUGUUUAUUGAAAUCAAUUUGUGCUAUAAAC